UGUAUUACAGUGCUCGCCGAAGAAAUAAAUUCGUAUGAUCCGGACUAUGGCACGUUCAUUGGCGAGCUGCCAAAUUUAGCAGAUGGCGACGUGAAAGGAAAGGUUUACGUUGUGAAUGACACCACAUUGCAAAUCGUCAAUUUCACCUAUAAUGGGAACGCCCCAGAUUUAUACUUCUGGAUGGAUCGUAAGGAGAGCCCGACCCAGGAUGGUGUGAAAAUCCCGUCAUUUGAAUAUGGAAUCACUUCUCUCGGGAAGUACGACAACGCGGAUCAAGUAGUACUGACGUUGCCUGGACGGCAUAAAAUCACCAAUUUCAAGAGCUUCUCUUUGUUUUGCUACAAAUAUGAGCACAACUUCGGCUCGAUUGCCAUUCCUGAGAACCUCAUUGUUCCGCGACCACAGUUUUUAUCUAGUGAGCUGAAGGGCAGCCGAUACUCUGUUGGCUCGGGACCUAUUCUCAUCAUGGACAAGCGCACGAUCAAAAUCUUUGGCUUUACAUUCGACGCCGACAAAGCCCCUGAUGGAUACUUCUUUGUCGGUCGUGGACCAAAUGUUGCACAUGACGCUGGAGUGAAAGUUCCAAUUCGCGGCCGCGACACACCAGAACUGUAA
Molecule: messenger RNA, 615 nt
Organism: Ostertagia ostertagi
Lineage: Eukaryota; Metazoa; Nematoda; Chromadorea; Rhabditida; Trichostrongylidae
Source: the annotation of a GenBank genome assembly